This is a messenger RNA of Guyanagaster necrorhizus, 995 nucleotides long. RefSeq lists its product as uncharacterized. Bases 231 to 992 code for a protein of 253 amino acids. The record is from RefSeq and is a predicted model, not a curated record. NCBI's taxonomy places the organism in Eukaryota, Fungi, Basidiomycota, Agaricomycetes, Agaricales, Physalacriaceae. The transcript is spliced from 4 exons.
UUCUACGACACCCUGCGUCCUUCCCUUUCCAGUCAAGCAACACUUCCCUGUGAAUAAACUGAAACAAUAUCUGGCGAUUUCAAGUCCGAAAUUGCGGUCUGGGCACUUCCGAUUUUUGUUCCCUAACGCGAACAUCAUAUAUCAUUAUAGUCUCACGGCUAUUGAUACUGAUAUCACCGAACACUGGAUGGUCGCUUACGAUACCGCCCUUUCUGCUCCACUCAACACCGAUGCCUUCCGUCCAUGCUGCAGGGGAUGGAGAGGGCGAAAACCCAGGGAUUCCGCCCAUGAAUGCCCAAGGGACACCUGAUGACUCUGAGCACGUUCUCCAGCCUCGAACGACGGCUAAUUCCCCUCGGCGACAGAAAAAGGCAGCUCGCAAUGUAUUUGGGGUGCAGCAACGUGAAUUCAAGGUCGGAGGGAAUGACGCGUCCGACUAUGAACAAAAAUUUCCGGAAGAUAAACAGUACGAGGAACUGGGUCCGCUUGCUAGAGUAUGGCGGACAUACCUUGAAGAGUGUGCUGCAUUUGACACAGAGAUGUUGGAUGAAUGGAGGGAUGGACUAGAUGUUUUCCUGGUUUUCGCUGGUCUCUUCUCCGCCGUAGUCACUACCUUCGUUGCUCAGACAUCGCAGAGCCUUCAAGUCGACUAUGGUCAAGUCACGGCGACACUUGUGUACGAGCUCAUCGACGUCCAGCGCGCGGCGGCCAAUGGCUCCUCCGUGAAUGACGUUCCCCGUUCAGACCUUACUCCGUUUUCGACAUUUAGUCCCACGGCGUCUGAUGUGUUAGUCAACGGACUGUGGUUUACCAGCCUCUCAUUCAGUUUGACAACCGCACUAUUUGCUGUCCUGACAAAACAAUGGAUUCACCAGUAUGUCACCGUUCCGUCGGGGACACCACAGGACAAGUGCCGUGUACGUCAAUUCCGGUACAUGGGGCUCCAGCAGUGGAGUUUGGAGUGUUUUUUCUGGGUCUGGUUAUUUUUUUAGUCC